Messenger RNA from Leptosomus discolor (cuckoo roller), 1209 nucleotides. The record is from RefSeq and is a predicted model, not a curated record. Lineage: Eukaryota; Metazoa; Chordata; Aves; Leptosomiformes; Leptosomidae.
GCCCAACAAGCCAAAUUCCUCAGCGAUGUGGAGAACGAGCUGGAGGAGCUGGGAGUCACCAUUGCGCAGGCCAAGAAGAUGGUGGAGCUCAUUAAGGUGAUUCUGCGAUGGCUUCGCUCCGUUAGCGCAGCUUUGCUGGGCCGGGGAGCGGAGGUGAAGGGGCCACAAGCUUUUAUCGAGGACGGGGAGCGCUCCAUGCUGGGGGAGGCCGAGGCCGAUCUCCGCUGGAAGGAGGAGAGACGAGCCAAACUGGCCCAGGGCAAGCAAAACCUGGAGAACGUCCCCAGCACCAACAUCAUCUACUUCCUCCAGGAAUUUCAAGCCUUAAAAGUAGCCAUGGAAGAAAACCUCUCCCCGUCUCUGAGCUUCCAGAAUGAGCUGAACUUCACCAAAUGCACCCAAGCCGUGGGCGCCGUGAAGGAUGUGCUGUCUGCUGCCUGCAAAAAACAGUGGGACCACUUGCAGGGGAAAGGAAUUGAUGGGCUGAGUUCCCAGGAGAUGGAGGAAGCGUUGGCCGAGUCACGAUUUCCAGAGAAGUCAAACAAUCCCGCCUGCCUGGAGAGCCGUGAUUACUUCCUGAAAUUUGCCUUCAUCAUUGACCUGGACAGUGACACGGCUGACAAGUUCAUCCAGCUGUUUGGCACCAAAGGGGCCAAGCGGGUGCUGUGCCCCAUCCCCUACCCGGAGAGCCCGACCCGGUUCAUCAACUGCGAGCAGGUGCUGGGGGUGAACCUCAUGAACCGGGGCAACUACUACUGGGAGGUGGAGCUCAUCGACGGCUGGGUCAGCAUCGGCGUCAUCGCUGAGGACUUCAACCCCCAGGAGUCCUACAACCGUGGGCGCCUGGGGCGGAACGAGAAGUCCUGCUGCCUGCAGUGGAACGGACAGAACUACGUGGCCUGGUUUGGUGGCUUUGAGUCUGUCAUCCAGCAGCCGUUUUUCCACACAAUUGGGGUCUUCCUGGAGUAUUCAGAGAAGGCCCUGACCUUCUAUGGAGUCAAGGACUCCAAGAUGACCUGCCUGCAGCAGCUCAAGGUCUCCCCUUUUGCCAAGGGUCAGUUUGACCCGUUCCAGAACAAGAUCAACCACCAAUUCGCCUCUCUUUUCUUGUGCAAGCUGAAACCAGCCUUCUUCCUGGAGAGCGUCGAUGCCCACCUGCAGAUCGGGCCGCUGAAGAAAGAUUGUGUUUCGGUGCUGAAGCGUAGGUAA